GCCUGUAACCUCGCGAGAUCUCUUUAAGAGUUGUCUCCCUCUAGGAGAGAAGGCGCUUCGAUGCUGAGUUUGGCCCUUCCUGCUUUCCGUCGUUGUUGUCAUUCGGCGGUAGUGAUGCCCCGGAAGGGUAAGGCACAGAAUAAGAACAUAGCAAGCCCUUCUGUUCCUUCAGGCCCCGUGGCAAGCGAUAAAAGCGGUUCUGUUACUAUUGCUGUCCAUGCCAAACCAGGAUCUAAACAAAAUGCUGUGACAGAUCUGAGUGCAGAGGCAGUGGGCAUAGCCAUUGCUGCACCUCCGUCCGACGGAGAGGCCAACGCAGAGCUGUGUCGCUACCUCUCAAAGGUCCUUGAAGUGAAGAAGAGUGAGGUUGUAUUAGAGAAGGGUGGCAGAUCUCGAGAAAAAAUAGUGAAGAUUCUGGCACCAUUGACACCCGAGGAAGUUUUACAGAAACUGAGAAAAGAAGUUGAAGCAAAAUAAAUGAAAAAAGUCUUAGCAAACAUUUUUACCGGGAGUAAAGAAAAAUGUCGGUGUUACACAGGAAUACAGAAAAAAAAUAUGGCAGAAAACCUGUAUUUCUGUAGACAGCUGCAAAGAUUGAUUUUAUGCACCACUAAAGAUGUGGAUUCCGGCAUAUCGCGAAGCAAGGUAUAAAUGCCAUAAUGGCAUUUAAGAAUAUCUUCAAGAGAUUGGGACUCAAAAGCUACUUUUAUCUAUUGAAAUAAAAAUGGCUUCAUAUAUUGUA
Anolis sagrei ordinatus is the source of this 742-nucleotide messenger RNA. RefSeq names its product chromosome 9 C15orf40 homolog (gene C9H15orf40). The record is from RefSeq and is a predicted model, not a curated record. Gene Ontology annotation, cellular component: cytoplasm. NCBI's taxonomy places the organism in Eukaryota, Metazoa, Chordata, Lepidosauria, Squamata, Anolidae.